AUGGUUUCAUUAGAAAAGAAAUCGCCCGAAGAACGAUUGAAUAUUUGUCGUAAAUAUUAUUUAGGUGGUUUUGCUUUCUUACCACUUCUUUGGCUUAUAAAUGCUAUUUGGUUUUAUAAACAAGCAUUUAAAGUUGAACCAUAUCCUCAACAAGCACAAAUUCGAAAAUAUGUAAUUCGAAGUGUAAUUGGUACAUUUAUAUGGUGUAUUAUUAUUAUUACAUGGAAUGUUAUGUUUCAAGUAUUUCGUACUAAAAUGGGUCCUAUUGGAGAUUAUUUAACAUUUGUUGUACCACGAGGAUAUUAUUAA
This is a messenger RNA of Rotaria sordida, 309 nucleotides long. NCBI's taxonomy places the organism in Eukaryota, Metazoa, Rotifera, Eurotatoria, Philodinida, Philodinidae. The record is from the annotation of a GenBank genome assembly.